Messenger RNA from Linum trigynum, 7982 nucleotides. NCBI's taxonomy places the organism in Eukaryota, Viridiplantae, Streptophyta, Magnoliopsida, Malpighiales, Linaceae. The record is from the annotation of a GenBank genome assembly.
UCUAUAUAGCACCAUCAUAAGAAAAAAAAAUUGGAGUAACAAACAAACAGUUCAUUACUCUUUACCAAGAUUGUCAAUUCGGUUUAGCUCGUUGGCCUGAUCGAGCUAGUGGGUUAAGGGUUAAUGGGUUGAUCGACUAACGAUCCUUCCUUCCUUAGUUGGCUUCAUUUUCAGGUGGCUGACGCUGCUCUCCAUGUCGCUUUGACUAACCAAUCUCCUUGUUAUUGCUUCUGUAGUACUGAUUCGAUGGGGAGCUUUGAAAACCCAUAUGUCAACACAAUUUUUUUUGGGUGUUAAUUUGAAAUCAAAACGUGGUUUAGUUGAUAUUAGGGUAAUUAAUGACUCAUAAUUACAUUGACUAAUAGCAAGUUGGUACAAUUUGAUAGGAUCGGAAUAGGCCAAGAGCCCUUCCAAAUUGACUACUUAAUGAUCUCAUAUCUUUAUCUCAUUUCAGAAAGGAUGCAGUAGUUCCAUCAGAGAAACAACCGCCACUAAAAGAAAAUCAAAUAGGUCAUUUUUCAUUCUUCAGGAAUCUUCGGAACCAAAGGGCGGAUUGCUUAGGAUAUCGUUUGAGCCCAUUUUUGUAGUCCACGUAAUUAAUGCCAAAUUGAACCGUGUAUCCCUUCGUCCAUUCAAAGUUGUCCAACAAUGACCAAGCAAAGUAACCUUUCACCCUUGCACCAUCCCUGUAAGUUUUUUAAGAGAAAAUAAAAAAAAUUAUAGAUUGUUAAUAAUAAUUAAUAGGGAACAACAUACAACACAACUUGAAUUUUUAGUGCAUACAAAACAUUUUUAUAGUUGUAAAAAAUAUUUUGGUUGAAAUUAUAGUUGUAAAAUCUAAUUAUAUCUUGACGAUAGAAAUCCACUCUCAGGGUACUGUAAGGAUAUACAAUACACCUUAAAUUUAAUUAGGUCAUUUAUUUAUAUCAUGAUAUAUCUUACUUGAUUGCACUGUUGAGAUAAGCAAGAUGCUGACGAUAGAAAUCCACUCUUAAGGUAUCAUUAAGAGCUUCCGUGAGGCUCAUUCUUUCUUUAUUGACCUCGCCCAUGCCUAUGAAUUAAGAAUAAUUGUUUUCCACAGAGAAAAUGAUGAUUUUGUUAAUCAUGCAAGCAUAUAUAUAACCUUCAAUUUAUUGAGAUCCAACUAUAUAUCCAACACAUUAGCUCACCAUUUUCUGUGAUGUAAAUUAGUGGAUUAUUGUAUUUCUUCUUUGUGUAGAGCACAACAUCUCUAAUUCCUUUGGGGUAAAUGUACUGCCAAGAUACCCCUGCCUGUAAGACAAAUUAGUUAAAGGGGUAACUAAAUCACAUAAUAUUCGGUAUUACCACAUCGUUAAAAAAAUACGUAACAUUUUCUUAAAUAAUUUGCUGCGCAUUUUCUUACAAGAAGAAAACUUCCUUUGCAAUCAAGUGUUAGCGGGUUAUAUAUUUUGGGUUCGUAUGUUUGUAAAUAGUUUUGUACGUGUUUAUACGAGGCCCAGUAGAUAUAGCCCAUUCUUUUGUACGAGUCCAUGUAACCCAUGCAUGGGAGCCCAGACGAGAGCAGGAGGCAUCCCUAGGGUUCGACUCUAGUUCCUUUCUCCCGAUAUAUGUUCUUCCUUUUUCCCUGUAUAGGUUGAGCCGACCGCAUCAGUUUUUGGAUCAUCAGAUUAAUAACAUCAGUAGCUAGAAGAGCGUUCAGAGCUCUUCCGUGGAUUAGUCCUGGAUCACUCCAGGGAUACCACGUAAAUCCGGUGUCAGUGUUCAAGUUAAUUGUUAUCAUUUCCGAUUGAUCAACAUGGUAUCAGAGCUUCCGCCAAUGGCUUCUGAUCGUCCCUCCGUUCGUUUGACUUCUACGAAUUUUGCUCUGUGGGAAUUCCAGUUCCGAGUCUUUGUUGAAGGUCGUGGUAUGCUUGGCAUACUCGAUGGGACCACGCCUCAGCCGCGCCCUACUUUUCCUGCCUCCGAGAUUGAUCAGUGGAAUCAGCGGGAUGCCCGCGUUCGAUCCUGGCUGCUUGAUUGUGUCGAUCCCUCCACAUGCUUGUCUCUCCGUCAGUUCACUACUUCUCACGCGAUGAUGGAGCAUCUGAAAGCAACAUAUUCCACGAUGAAUAUUGCCCGCCAGUUCGAAGUACAGGUGGCUUUGGCCCGCCUUGAACAAGGCGAUCAAUCCGUCACGGACUACUUCAACGCCGCCCAAGAAUUGUGGACCGAACAGGAUAUCAUAGCUGCUGCUCUUCGUCCACAAUCCAUUUCAGCAGAUGCACUAGCCGAACGAAGACAAAAUAGGUUGAUGGGUUUCUUGAUGCGGCUACGGCCCGAAUUUGAAGCUGUCCGCUCUACCUUGCUGAAUCAGGCCGACCUUAAAUUUGAUGGCAUGCUAGGGGUGUUGAUUCGAGAAGAGACUCGAAUGAGAACCCAGGCCCAGCUGGAUGUACGUCCUGGAGCGGGGGAAACCAUUUUUGCUGCGUCCCAAGGAUCUGCCUACGCUGCCGACCGACUUCAAUUCCAACGCCGCACUCCUGCCUCCGAAUUAGAGUGCCAUCAUUGCCAUGAACGUGGCCAUCUGAAGAAGCACUGUCGUGGCUGGAAUUUUUGCGUAUAUUGCAAAAGAACCGGUCACAUAGUGCUCGACUGCCGCACUCGACAAAGGCACGAGGCAAGAGUCACUGGUGGUAUGGCCGCCGCUCCUCCCGGACGCAAUCCGCCAUCAACAGGAUUCUCUUCACGUCCAUAUAAUGGACCUUCUGAUCGCCCAUAUAAUGGACAUGCUGAACGUCCAUAUAAUAGACCUGCUGACCGCUCAUAUAAUAAUCAUAGUGAUCGCCCAGCUUACCUCACCGACGCAAGCAGCAGUGGUAGUGGGAGUCUUUCCGCAAGUGAUGUUGAACAAAUGGUGAACGCAGCCCUCCAAAGAUCUCUCCCUACUGCCAUUAAUGCAGCCUUUGCUACUCUCCAUGGAUCGACAGGUAAGAAACCUCCUUGGCUCCUUGAUUCAGCAUGUUUCAAUCACAUGACUCAUGACUCUAGCUGUUUGACAAAUUUGGAGUCUGUUCGUGACUUGUCUUUGAGGGUUGCUAAUGGUAAUCAGUUACAAGUUAAGGGAGUGGGUAUAAUGAAUGAUUCCAAGCUCAAUUUGCCACAUACUCUUCAUGUUCCACACCUUGUUCCGAAUUUGGUUUCUGUGGGUCAACUAACCGAAGAGGGAUGUUCUGUUUUGUUUGCUCCAUCUGGCUGCUUUAUCCAGGACUUGAAGACGGGGAGGCAGAUCGGAAAAGGGAGUAAACGAGGGAGAAUUUUUCACCUCGAGGAGUUUCGUGGAGAUUCAUCAUCAUCGCCCAUUAGUAGUUCUCUCGAUAGGUCCGUCCAUAGUCCUGUUUCAUGUUUUUCGAGUCAGUCUAAUAAUGCCUGGGAUCUUUGGCACUCUCGUUUAGGACAUCCUCAUUCGAGUCGGUUAGCUAUGAUGUUUAAACAGUCAUUACUUGGCAAAAAUACCGUUAGUAUUCCUGCACAACAUUCUUGCACGAGCUGUGUAGAAGCAAAAACCGUUAGUCGUUCUUUUCCAUCCAGUGACACUGUUAUCGAUCAACCAUUUCAUAUUAUUCAUACUGAUUUGUGGGGUCCGUCCACUGUUAUUUCUCGACAUGGUUUUCGGUAUUUUGCCCUGUUUAUUGAUCAUGCUACACGGUUUACUUGGGUUUACUUCUUGCGUCUUAAAUCGGAACUACGAUCGGUUGCUACUGAGUUCCUGAAAAUGAUUAAUACUCAGUUUGAUCGGCCUGUGAAAAUAGUACGUUCCGAUCCUGGUGGUGAAUUCAGUUCUAUUCCGUUACAUGAGGUUUAUCGGUCUCUAGGCAUUCUCAGUCAAAAAUCAUGUCCUGGCGUUUCCCAACAAAAUGGUCUAGUCGAAAGAAAAAACCGGCAUGUUUUAGAUCUUACCCGUGCACUGCUUCUUGCUUCUAAUGUUCCUAGUCGUUUUUGGCCCGAGGCAGUUGCUACCGCUGUCCGUCUUAUCAAUUAUCAAAUUACUCCGAUCCUGCACAACGUCAGUCCUUUUUAUGCGCUCUAUCAUAAGCAUCCGGAUUACUCUCGUCUUCGUGUUUUUGGAUCCUUGUGUUUUGUUCUUCUUCCUCGGCGAGAGCGUACUAAACUGUCUUCUAAAACUGCUCGUUGUGUCUUCCUGGGUUAUAGUGAUGUGCAUAAGGGUUAUUUAUGUUUUGAUCCUUCAUCUCACCGUAUGCGUAUUGCUACAACCGUCAUAUUUUUUGAACACAUUAUGUUUCACUCGAGUCCUUCGUCCACCCCAAGUUUUCUUCCAUCCACUUUACCCUUACCAUUCUUUGGGCAUAAUGAUGAUGAUGGUCCUGAUCCUCCCGCUGACCCUCCUACUCCUCCCACUCCGCAUCUGUCUUCGUCCGUCACACACACCACGGCCAGCUCGCCUUCCUUCAGCUCUCCAUCCUUGGCCAGCUCGUCCGCUCAAGAGAACUCCCCGGCUACAUCUGCGUCGCCUCCCAGCUCGGCCAGUAGCUCAUCCUCCUCUCCUUUGCAUUCGUCCGCUACUGUCUCAUCUCCAGCUGCCCCACCGCGCCGAUCCACUUGGCUUACUCAAGGUGUACCCCCUCCUAAGUUCAAUGAUUAUUUUGCUUAUGGAGUGGAUUCCUACAUUGUUCCCACUCGCUAUAAGCAAGCUCAAGGUGAUCCUGUCUGGGACUAUGCUAUGAAGCGUGAAUUAGAUGCCUUGCAUGCUAACAACACUUGGACAUUAGUUCCCCGACCUCCUCCUUCCACAUCUGUUAUUGGCUGUCGUUGGGUUUACACCAUCAAGAUGAAUCCCGAUGGUACAAUUGAACGCCAUAAAGCUCGGUUGGUUGCACAGGGUUUUACGCAGGAGCUUGGUGUGGAUUAUAAUGAGACUUUUGCACCAGUGGCGAAAAUGUCUACAGUUCGGACUUUAUUAGCAGUUGCUUCCCGUCAGCAGUGGCCUCUGUAUCAACUUGAUGUGAAGAAUGCUUUUCUUCACGGUGACUUGGAGGAGGAGAUAUAUAUGGAGUGUCCUCCUGGUUAUUCCAUGGGUACUGCAGAUCAGGUUUGUCGUCUCAAUCGCUCUUUAUAUGGUCUCAAACAGGCACCUCGUGCCUGGUUUGAGAAGUUUCAGUCUACUAUACGUGCUCUUGGAUUUCAGCAGAGCUUAAAUGAUCCGUCUCUCUUCACCCGCAAGACUGCUGCUGGUCUCGUGGCCCUCUUGUUAUAUGUCGACGACAUGGUCAUUACAGGUUCUGAUCCGGCUGGUAUUCAGAGUCUUAAAGAGGGUCUCAAUGCCGCAUUUAAUCUCAAGGACCUGGGGGAUCUUUCAUACUUUCUUGGUCUUGAGGUUACUCGGAACUCCAAAGGCCUACUCUUAAGUCAGCGUAAAUAUAUCUCUGAUUUACUGUCUGAUCAUCAUUUUCAGGAUUGUAAAUCUGUUUCUACACCCAUGGAAUCUAAUCUACGACUAGGCCGCACAUCUGGUGAGUUGCUUCAGGAUGCAGCAGGUUAUAGAAGCAUUGUUGGGAGUUUAAUAUAUCUUGCUGCUACUCGUCCAGACAUCUCAUAUGCCGUUCAGAUUGUUAGCCAGUUUAUGGCCUCUCCUCGAACUGAUCAUCUCGCUGCAGUUCAUCGUAUUCUGCGCUAUCUCCAGGGGACUCGUGAUGUUGGUAUGUUCUUUCCUUCCACUGGCUCUUUUGCUUUGAGCGCCUAUUCCGAUUCCGACUUCGCUGGCUGUGUUGAUACUAGACGCUCUACCACUGGCUGGUCUGUUCAGUUUGGCUCUGCUUUUAUCUCCUGGCGUUGUAAGAAACAAGAUAGGGUCUCGAAGUCUUCUACAGAGGCUGAAUACCGCGCUAUGUCCGAUGUUGCUUCUGAGCUUGUCUGGUUGCGUCGUCUACUUCGUGAUCUGGGUGUUCUUUGUUCUCUCCCUAUGGUUCUCUAUGUGGAUAAUACGAGUGCAAUCCGGAUUGCUGUUAAUCCAGUCUUACAUGAUCGCACCAAGCAUAUCGAAAUUCAUGUGCACUACAUCCGCGACUUGGUUGGCGAUGGCACUAUAACUCUUCACUAUGUCCGCACUGAGGAUCAGAUCGCUGAUAUUUUCACCAAAGCCUUCUCCCCCAGUCGCCAUUGGUAUCUCUCGAGCAAAUUGAUGCUUUGUGAUCAGCAUCAAUUUGGGGGAGGCUGUUAGCGGGUUAUAUAUUUUGGGUUCGUAUGUUUGUAAAUAGUUUUGUACGUGUUUAUACGAGGCCCAGUAGAUAUAGCCCAUUCUUUUGUACGAGUCCAUGUAACCCAUGCAUGGGAGCCCAGACGAGAGCAGGAGGCAUCCCUAGGGUUCGACUCUAGUUCCUUUCUCCCGAUAUAUGUUCUUCCUUUUUCCCUGUAUAGGUUGAGCCGACCGCAUCAGUUUUUGGAUCAUCAGAUUAAUAACAUCAGUAGCUAGAAGAGCGUUCAGAGCUCUUCCGUGGAUUAGUCCUGGAUCACUCCAGGGAUACCACGUAAAUCCGGUGUCAGUGUUCAAGUUAAUUGUUAUCAUUUCCGAUUGAUCAACAUCAAGCACUAGUCACUACUUGGAACUUAAUUAAUUUUGUCUGAAUUUAUGUGUAUAAAAAUGAUACAAGAUACCGUUUCACACAUCUGUUUACAAGUUGUUCCGAUUCAAGUCCUCGAGUUAUUGUAACCACCGUUACUAAUUUCCUUCCAUUUAAUGAAGAAGUUAACGAUUGAUUGGAGCAAACAUACCUUUGGGCCGAUGGGGACACCAUUCUUCAUAGCUUCAUUAUUAAUAGCCAACAUGAAACACAUAAGAAGUUGCAAAUAAUUAGUGACAAAAAUGCAUACACAUGAGUUAGGUUUAAUAGUGUAGAUGGUAAUUGGUUUAGUUUCAUUAAAUUGCUUACGUGAAGCAUUGGUUCGAGAAUCAGUCGUUGAGCUUGAGAACAGAGGGUUAGAAGGUGGUGCAUUGGAAACAUAGAAAGUUGUGUAGUAGUUCAACCCCACAAAAUCAAAGGAGCCUUUCAACAUCUUGGAUUCCUCCUUUGAGAAUUUGGGCAAUCGUUUCCCCACGAUAGCUCUCAUCGAUCGUGGAUAGUUUCCUGUGGCCAAUGGAUCCAUAAACCUACAACAAGUGUUCUCACGAUAAUGAUUCAGGUUUCAGAUAUCCAAAAAUUAGAUCUAAUUAUACUAUGAACAAAGCACGUACGUACCAUCCUAGCAUGAAAUCCAUUCCCCGUUGUAUAGCUUUGUGAUCUUGCUUAGAAUCGGAGAGAGGAAUACCCCAUUGCGACACAUGGGCAAUGCCCAUCUCACCCUUUUGUGUUGCCUACAGACGAAAUAUAAUAAACGACAUUAACUUUCGAAAUUUGAGCAUAUCGCCACCCCUUUAGGAAAUUCGGAUAAAGUACACUUUGAAGUAUGUAGAUUGUUUACCUGAUAUUUCUCUCUGUACAAUUUUACGGUCGCUGCAUGAGCGAGGAGGAGGUUGUGUGCAACUAUGUAUGGCUCAGUGGCUGAGUCUCCCCCGGUGCAGUUCAAGUUCAUCCAUCCUGAACAUCGGCCAGGCGCCAUCAUCCCCAUGCCAUAGGCAUACGAACUGUAAGCUAUGGGCUCGUUGAAUGUAACCCAAUGCUGAACUCGAUCGCCAAAGUGCUCGAAACAAACAUCGACGUACCCAACAAAAUCUUUUCUGGGACAUACAUGUAUAUGUUGAUAUAUAACAUUUUGUGUUAGAAAGGCAACAAUGUCGAUUUGACUCUUUAAUCUCAAUAGUUCAAGAGUGAUAAAGGUACUUACACAACUUUAUAGCUAAGGAAGCCCUCAUAUUCGUCUUCAAGGGCUUGGGGAGUGUCCCAGUGAAAGAGGGUAACAAAAGGUUUUAUGCCUGAAAAAAAAAUCAUAAUUUGAGAAAUUAAUUGGUAAGUAGAUGAUAUUAUAUUAACACUUAAUUUUACUACAGCUAAUCAAUUAAGAACCUUAAC